Molecule: messenger RNA, 273 nt
Organism: Leptosia nina
Lineage: Eukaryota; Metazoa; Arthropoda; Insecta; Lepidoptera; Pieridae
Source: the annotation of a GenBank genome assembly
AUGGAGUUAAAAGGGAAGAAGUGUGGGCAAAAGAGAGGUUCACAACUCGCAUACCAGGCUCCUCUAGUUCGUAAUUUUAGAAGCAGAAGGCUUCGAACAUCUGAGUGCAAAGCGAGCAGGAGAGGGGGUCACCCGGGUCAGGAUCAUGAGGUCGAGCAAUGUGCUGCCGGCUGCCGGGGCAGAUUAGUUACCGAUGUCGUGCUCGGAGCACCCUCUCGACUACCGAAUGAAGCUACAAUACACCGAAACAAUGCCAGACACGACUAUCUGUAA